CCCGCGCUGUUUUGGGGGAUGUCUGUUUGCUAACGCCUGCUUAUCUACUAGACCUUUACACACAAACCAACCAACAUGGAGGACUAUGAAGUUCGCUCGGCUGCUAGUAUCCUGGCCUCAGUCAAAGAGCAGGAGGCCCGUUUCGAACAGCUCACCCGCGCGCUGGAGGAGGAGCGCCGCAACGUCAACCUACAACUGGAGAGGGCCAACCUGCCCGCUAACGCCACUGCCAGUCAGCCCCUCGCAUGGCAACAGAUGGUCAUGCAGGAGCAGAGUCCCAGUAACGCCACAUCCCUGUCCAUGAUGCAGGAGCCCCAGGAGGUGGUGGAGGAGACGGUCACCAUCGAAGAAGAUCCCGGGACACCCACCUCUCACGUCUCCGUGGUAACCUCUGACGAUGGGACCACCCGGCGCACAGAAACCAAGGAUAUGUCUAACAACCUGAAGGUGACUAAAAUGGUGAAGACCGUGACCACGCGGACGGUGCGACAGGUGCCCCUCGGCCCUGAUGGUUUGCCCCUCCCCGAUGGAACAUCUCCUCUGGGCAGCUAUGACUCUAUCGAUCGCCGCUACAUGAAGAACGGCGGCUACAUCACCCCUCAAGCCAGCUCCACCCUCACGCGUGGCUACACCAACUCCUACAACGACUCGUACGCAGACACCCCUGAGAGCCAGUACAUCCGCCACUAUGGGCUGCACGACGGCUAUGCGGAUUUGACAGACAACUACGGCAGCCUAUCCCGCGGAGUCAACUACCGACCCCCACGGUACCCCUACAUGCCGAACAGCUACCGCCCCGAGAAUAGCUACACUUUACCCAUUCGUAAGGAUGACUAUGGCCAUGUUGCCCAGCCCCAGGUGCCGAUGGGAAGUAGCACGGUGGAUUUGAAUCGUUCGCAGCCGGAGAGGUUUCAGCCCGAGCCGUACGGGCUGGAGGAUGAUAGACGGAGCAUGGGAGCGGAGGAGGAGGAGCCGUACGAGCUGGAACCGGAUUACUCGACCGCAAACAGGCGCACGCUGCAGUCAGCCAACAGGGGACGCACUCACAGGGAACCACUGCGGGAUGGACCCAGAGUCAGGGGCUACCCAGACGAGCCCAUUGAUACAGAGUUAAUCGAUGAUCGCCACCACCCGUACAUCCACAGCAUGUACUCUGCCCCGCUCGCCCAGCCCGAGAGAGGAAGCAUGGCCAGCCUCGAUCGCAUGGGCGGCCGACGCUCGCCCUCCAUUGACAGCAUCCGCAAAGACCCACGCUGGAGGGACCCCGAUCUACCCGAAGUCAUCGCUAUGCUAGGUCACCCCAUCGACCCCGUGAAAUCUAAUGCGGCCGCUUACCUGCAGCAUCUGUGCUACGAAAAUGAUAAAAUUAAGAAAGAUGUGCGUCAGUUGAAGGGAAUACCGGUGCUGGUGGGGCUCCUGGACCACCCAAAAUCUGAGGUGCAUCGUAAAGCGUGUGGAGCACUGCGUAAUAUCUCCUACGGGAAGGAUAAUGACAACAAAGUGGCCAUCAAAAACUGUGACGGCAUCCCAGCGCUCAUUCGACUGCUGAGAAAGACCAACGACAUGGAGGUCAGAGAACUCAUCACAGGAACCCUGUGGAACCUGUCAUCCUAUGAGCCUCUGAAGAUGGUGAUCAUAAACCACGGGCUGCAGACCAUGACAAACGAGGUGAUCAUCCCUCACUCGGGAUGGGAGCACGAGCCCAACGAAGACUCCAAACCCCGCGACGCAGAGUGGACCACAGUCUUCAAGAACACUUCGGGUUGUCUCAGAAAUGUGAGUUCGGACGGGGCUGAGGCUCGACGUCGGCUGAGGGAGUGUGAUGGUUUGGUGGACGCUCUUCUCCACGCUCUGCAGUCGGCUGUGGGCAAGAAAGACAUGGACAAUAAGUCUGUGGAGAACUGUGUGUGCAUCAUGAGAAACCUGUCGUACCACGUUCACAAAGAGGUCCCAGGGGCUGAGAAGUACCAGGACCCCAACGGACUGCAGGCCCCAGGGUCAGCAGGGCCUCAGAGGAAGAAGAAGGAUGACGGAGGCUGUUUUGGAGGCAAGAAGGCCAAAGGCAGAAAAAAUGGUGAAAACGACAAAAACUAUGACACGUUGGAUCUGCCCAAGCGCACUGAGCCGUCAAGAGGCUUUGAGCUGCUGUAUCAGCCCGAAGUGGUGCGCCUCUACCUGUCCCUGCUGACCGAGAGCCAGAACUACAACACCCUGGAGGCCGCCGCGGGGGCUCUACAAAACCUUAGCGCGGGGCAGUGGACCUGGUCCAACUACAUCCGUGCCACAGUUCGUAAGGAGAAAGGUCUGCCCAUCCUGGUGGAGCUGCUGCGCUCCGACUCAGACAAAGUGGUCCGUGCUGUGGCCAUCGCUCUACGGAAUCUCUCUAUUGACCGGCGCAACAAGGACCUGAUAGGAAGCUAUGCCAUGCGGGACUUAGUGAGUAACCUGCCCAGCGGUCAGCAAAGGCCAGCCAAAAACCUGGAGGAAGACACUGUGGUGGCCAUACUCAACACCAUCCACGAGAUUGUGACAGACAGCUCUGAAAACGCCCGUUCUCUCAUUCAAGCACAAGCCAUCGAGAAGCUAGUGGCUAUCAACAGGACAAGCCAAUCGUCUCGUGAAACAAAAGCAGCUUCCCAUGUUCUACAGACGGUUUGGAGUUACAAGGAGCUGAGAAACGCGCUGACCAAGGAUGGGUGGAACAAAAGCCACUUCCAGCCUACAGUGACCGCAACCCCAAAAGCAACAAAAAAUGGCAGAACAGGCUAUGAUGACACCACUUUGCCACUAAUGGAGAAGAACCAAGACGGCUACACCACCAUUGACCACCGAGACAAAGAGUGCAAAUAUAGGAACGAUGGAUCGGCGGACAUGACAGAACGGGAGCCUCUGAAGGCUUAACCUGAAACCAGCAUGAAUCCGGUCUGGAGGAGAAUCUCAUAUCACCACUGCCAUUUCACAAGAAGCCACACGGAGUCAGACUUUGUACAGAAAAAUAAAUAAAUAAAUGAGAAAAAAAAAAUAAAAAUCACUACUGCGACUACCCAGCAGCAGCCAGCAUUCUCCUGCUUUUGGGGGGAAAAAAACAUAAAAAAUACGAAAAAAGGACCACAAUUUCAACUACUUUUCUCAUAUCUACAUUCCCACUGGACUGGACAUCAUGUGAUUUUUUUUUUUUACAGUGUUGACUCUUAUGGAGCGCUACCAUUACAAACAAGUGGACUGAGGCCGGUUCUGAAAUGUGAUAAACUUUGAAGGUGCAAAGAGAUGGACAAGAAGGCAAAUAUUAUGUUGGGAAGAUGAAUGAAAUGAAAACAGAAAGUUGUUCCAGAUCUUGAGCUUUUGUAUUUGUUUUGAAGCCAAGAAUUUGAGCAUGUGGGAAAAGUCAAUGAAUGUUUGGAGUUUUGAAAUGGACAUUUGAAUGAGAGAUAAAGAUGGUAAAACCGAGCCAUAGCAAAGUGGAGAUGUGCAUUUCCACAAUUUUAGUGUCAAUAAUUUGGUUCACUGUGUUUUGAAAAAGCUGCUUAAAUGACAAAGAGACUUGUAUCAGCAGAGACUAGGUUGCAGUUCAGACAGAGGAGGAGGAAGUGACACAAAGUUAGAUAAUUUGGUCUGAAAUCAAAUAAAAUCUAAAAAUUCAGAAGGAAAAGCGCUUAGUUGUGACAUAAGCCAAGCAAGCUGAUUUCCUCACUGAGAAAACUGCAAGUGAAAACAUGGUUUGUAUCUAUGAAUUGUAUUGUAAGAGGAUAUAAGACAUUUGUUUAUAAGUGAUUAUGACAAGAGUGGUUUGGCAUUGAUCUCCCCUGGAAAUGGAUUGUUCUUUAAAAAAAUGUUUUGUUUUUUUUUUCUUAUUUGAUGGGUUUUUAUAUAGAUGUAUAUUGAGAAAAAAUACACAAAAUUUAAGGACAAAAAACAAGCAAAAUUCUUAGUUGUAUAUUAAUAAUACAUUGUUUGGAAAGCACAUCUCAUUUGAUACAGCCUCACCAAGCAAAUAACCAGAAAUGUGUGUCACCUAUUUAUAUUUUGUAUUGUCAAAAAAGAAAAAAAAAAAGUUUAUAUGUGUUUUUCAUAAGCCAAUGUGUUGUAAUUUUAUGCUUCUUCAACAAAGCCAGCGAAGAGUACAUAAGAACAUUGGAAGCAGGAUGGAUAAGAUGGCAUUGUUGUGAAAUGUUUUCAUGGCUUAUUGCUCCACCAUUUUGAAUUCAUCACCAGUGCAUCUUAAGAGAGGUUGUUUCUGUUGUGAGCAUGACAAAAAAAAACAAAAAAACAACAAUUGUACAAAUGUUUAUAUUAUAUUCUUUCCAAGUGCCAGUUUUCGUGGUGUCAUUUGGAUAUUAACUCAUUAGUGUGCUAAAAGGAGUCAGAUGGUAUUUGAGGCCAAUUUAAGGACACUGUACAGAGGAAACCGCCAUAGUAUAUAUAUUUUUACAAAGAGCUAAAGGAGGAUAGUAUUGGGAAUUAAUGAAGGCAGCCAUUUUGGAUCUCUUAAUUUUAUAAGACUGCAAACUAUGAGAUAAGGGCAAAUCGGUUUGAAUCACUCAUGCAACAUUUUUAUAGGCAAACGGCAUGUGCCUGCAUCAAAGUCUGAAUUUUCAUUUUAUUUGUGACUUUGUGGAGCUUGCAUAUUUUACAGUGUUUACAAAGAUGUGCGUCGUGGUAAAAAGUCAGUAAACAAAAAAUGUAUACGAUUUUAAUUUCAGAGUUUUAAAAGAAUACUAUUUAUAAUCCAAGUAUCCCCUCUUAUGUGUCCUCAAAAGUCUGUGCUGUCCCUUGGUAAGAAUUUUGUUAAAUCAUUACAGUUGCUAAAGCAGCGCCACAACCAAAGGAUUCACUCAACAUAGUACAUCAACAAAAAUGUACAAAAUCCAAGAAAACAUGGACACACAAUGAAUCAAACCAACCUACCUGUGUAGAUAUUUCUGAAUCAACAUUGUCAAAAUUACUGUACAACUCAGUAGCAGAUGUGUUUGUACCUAUCACGUGCCUUAACCUUUUCCAUAGUAGAUCAAAAUAAAUGUGUUUUAUAUAAUGUUAUUCCUCCCUUUCAACUAUCACAGCUCUUACCCUAAUAUGUAUCCUCUUCUGACCAUCUGUCAGAUCAAAAAAAUUCCUUUAAAAUAAUCCCCAUGUUAUCCCAAUGGCGCACCUAUCCCAUCCCUCCAAGUAGUUUAGACUGUUGGUGGCUAAUUUCUGCCUUGUAUAACAUUGUAUGAUAAAGAUUUUAAAAGAUAGUCAUUCAAAAACUGGUUUUGAUUUUCUAGAGGAGUAAAAAUUGUUCGGUAGUGAGCUGAGGCCAUGUCACAGUGACAGAAUGUAUUAUGUUAAUUUUACUAAUACCCAGAGGCAAAUAUUACGCUUGUUAAACAUAAUGGAAAAAUACUGGUUUGUAGAGUAUAAAUUUGGUGUGUUUUCAAUAAAUCAUGCCUGGAAAGAA
Molecule: messenger RNA, 5434 nt
Organism: Periophthalmus magnuspinnatus
Lineage: Eukaryota; Metazoa; Chordata; Actinopteri; Gobiiformes; Gobiidae
Gene: arvcfb
Product: ARVCF delta catenin family member b
Exons: 17
Coding region: 76-2901 (941 amino acids)
Biological process (GO): cell-cell junction assembly; cell-cell adhesion
Cellular component (GO): plasma membrane; adherens junction; nucleus
Molecular function (GO): cadherin binding
Source: RefSeq, a predicted model, not a curated record